AUCAUUGGACAAUAAGUUUUAUGUUCUUUCAAUGUUUCCAUACCCUUCGGGAAAUCUGCAUAUGGGACAUGUGCGUGUUUACACAAUCAGUGAUACAGUGGCACGUUUCCAGCGUAUGUGCGGUUAUAAUGUCUUCCAGCCAAUAGGAUGGGAUGCCUUUGGUUUACCAGCCGAGAAUGCUGCAAUACAACGCGGCAUAGAACCGAAAGCGUGGACUGAACAAAAUAUCGCACAAAUGAAAAAACAAUUACAGGAUUUGGGUUGCUCUUUUGAUUGGAAACAUGAAAUGUCGACCUGUAGCCCUGAGUACUACCGAUGGACCCAGAAAUUGUUCCUUAUGCUACACAAAGAGGGCUUAGCUUAUCAAAACGAAGCUUUGGUUAACUGGGAUCCAGUUGAUAAGACCGUUUUGGCCGAUGAACAAGUGGACGCCAAUGGCUGUUCUUGGAGAUCGGGUGCGAAGGUGGAAAAGAAACUGUUGAAACAGUGGUUUAUAAAAACCACAGCAUUUGCUAAACAGCUUUUGGAAGGCUUGGAUGAUCCCACUCUUAUCGAUUGGCGCGACAUAAUCAAUUUACAAAGACAUUGGAUAGGAGAUUGUGAUGGCUUCGGCUUUCAAUUAUUAACAUCCGCUUCUACUCUCUUAAGAGUCUGGACGGCAAAUCCGGAGCAUUUUAAGGAUCCAAAUGCUUUUGUUGUACUAAAAACUAGUCACUAUCUAGCAAAGGACAAAACAAAUUCAUUUAGUAUUACCAUUGAGAACCCUUUCACCGGUACCAUAAUGCCGUUAAUAUUUAGUGACGUGCCAACAUUUGCAGAUAAAUGUGAUGUAUAUCUGGCUGCACCAAGUUUUCGGGAUGAGGAUAAGGAAUUACAAGAAUCUUUAAGUUUGUCAUUUUUUGCUAACGAGGAUUUGAAGAUAGCCAAGAAAAAUAUAGAACAAAUGCGACAAGAUGUUUUGGAAACGGCUAAGAGAUUAAAACUAGGCGGUUAUAAAGUAUCAUCAAAACUACAGGACUGGCUGAUAUCAAGACAGCGAUAUUGGGGCACACCGAUACCUGUAAUACAUUGCGACAAGUGUGGCGUGGUACCAGUCCCCGAUGAAGAGUUGCCUGUAAUUUUGCCAGAGAAAUCAAAGAUUGAUCAAAACCGUGAAGAGGCACUAAAAUGUGUCUGUCCCAAAUGUCAAAACCCUAACGCUCAAAGAGAAUCAGAUACUAUGGAUACUUUUGUAGAUUCUUCUUGGUAUUAUUUACGCUUUUUGGAUCCCUCUAAUACCAAUAACAUAUUCGAUGAAAACAUAAUAUCGAAAGCCAUGCCAGUUGAUUUGUACAUUGGCGGCAAAGAACAUGCAGUAUUGCAUUUGUAUUAUGCCCGAUUUAUGAACCAUUUUCUUCAUUCUCAAGGUCUCGUUAAUUGUUCGGAGCCAUUUUCGCGGCUACUAGUACAAGGCAUGGUAAUGGGACGUUCGUACCGCGUUAAAGGUAGCGGACGUUACGUCCAAGAGCAUGAAGUGGAUAUUGUUAAUGCUAAAAAGAAUCAAGCAGUACUUAAGGAAACCAAAGAACCUGUGGUUAUGACAUGGGAAAAAAUGUCUAAAUCUAAAAUGAAUGGCGUUGAUCCUACGGAUAUGUUUCGAGAUUAUGGUACCGACACCACACGACUGAUAAUAUUGGCAGAUGUAGCACCUACCUCACAUAGGAAUUGGUCUAGUGCAACAUUCCCCGGAAUUUUAAAUUGGCAAAAACGUCUAUGGUUAACCAUUAACGAAUUCUGCGAACUACGAUCUUCUCCAGAAGAAGCUAAGAUUGACGUUAAUUCCAAAGAAUUUCAAGAUGAAGAGGAAAAAAUGUUUGAUGCCAGAAAUUUCUAUGUUAAGGGUGCCACAUUCAAUUAUCGCCACACUCAUCAACUAAGUGUAGCUAUAUCCAAAAUGCAAGGAUUGACAAAUUCGCUGAGGCGUGUGCCAAAGCAUGUUAUGCGUUAUAGCAAACAAUAUGAACGAGCCUUAGCGUCACAAAUCAUUAUGUUGGCACCUAUGGCUCCACAUUUCGCAUCAGAAUUAUGGUCCAAGUUUUCAUCUGCCAGUAAUCGGAUAAAUUCCUCAUCAACUGAAUUACAAUGGGACAAUGAUGUUCUAUCACAAAAGUGGCCUGAAAUUGAUCAACACUAUCAACUGGACUUAGCCAUUAAAGUGAAUGGCUUCGAAAAUUGUUGUAUUAAAAUACCACGAAGUCAUAUCGAUAAAGUUACACAUAAUGAUGCAUUAGAUUUGGCAUUUAAUACGGAUUCAGUAACUUCAUAUUUAAUAGAUAAAAAAAUACGCACCACUAAUUUCGUUUUAUAUCCCGGCAUUGAAGCAAUUCUUAACAUUUAUGUGGACAAGGUGAAAGAUGAAAAGAAAACAUCGUCGACAAAAGCAACUGAAGAUGUGGGACACUAGAAUAAUAAA
This is a messenger RNA of Musca vetustissima, 2452 nucleotides long. It is a transcript of the gene LeuRS-m, whose product is annotated as leucine--tRNA ligase, mitochondrial. Gene Ontology annotation, cellular component: mitochondrion. Lineage: Eukaryota; Metazoa; Arthropoda; Insecta; Diptera; Muscidae. The coding region runs from base 32 to 2443 and encodes 803 amino acids. Gene Ontology annotation, biological process: mitochondrial translation; leucyl-tRNA aminoacylation. The record is from RefSeq and is a predicted model, not a curated record. The transcript has 3 exons. Gene Ontology annotation, molecular function: leucine-tRNA ligase activity; ATP binding.